This is a messenger RNA of Mizuhopecten yessoensis (Yesso scallop), 7729 nucleotides long. RefSeq names its product sperm-associated antigen 17-like. The transcript has 39 exons. NCBI's taxonomy places the organism in Eukaryota, Metazoa, Mollusca, Bivalvia, Pectinida, Pectinidae. The record is from RefSeq and is a predicted model, not a curated record. The coding region runs from base 70 to 7140 and encodes 2356 amino acids. Gene Ontology annotation, biological process: axonemal central apparatus assembly; epithelial cilium movement involved in extracellular fluid movement. Gene Ontology annotation, cellular component: axonemal central apparatus.
CCCUCAAACAAAUAUGGCCGCUAUGUGAUGGUUAGAUGUUGUAGUUCAUAUUUAUAAAGGACUCGCAGGAUGUCUAAAGCUGGGAAGAGGGUAAAAAGCGGUUCCGGACAAGGGGGAGCAAAAUGGGAACAAGCCCUUCUAUCUGCACAAUUUGACGAGGAAAGUUGGAAGGCAAACAUCACUUUUGUGGUUGGAAAUAAAGUUGAUGACUACACAUGGAUAGACAUUUUAGGAUCAACCAUUGCUAGUGGACCUCGGAGGUUAUUCAGUAUUAUAUCAAGACAGAAGCUUGAGGAAGAGGUGAGAGAACUUGGUAAUCCUAAAGGGAAGAAGCCCAAAGAUGUUCCACUGCACUAUGAAGUUACAGAGCCUUGUAAAAUCCACCUGGACAAUAAUGAAGACAUCCCGUUUCCUCUGUUAGCUCGGCUUAUAAAAUACAGAUUACUGGCAAUCAAAUCUGCAGACAUCAAGAGGCGUGAAACUGAAAAGAAGGCAUUAGCUGAUAAGGAUAAGGCAAGGAAAGGAUCAGGUGGAAAAGGAGGUAAAGAAAGGGGCAAGUCACCCCCAAAGGGUAAAGGGGGUGGUAAGAAAACACCAGAACCUCCCACAGCCAAGGAGGGUAGUAAAUUGAGGAAGAGAGGAGAUGAAGAUGAUGAAGGAAAAUAUAUUGAUGAUGAGCCAGAUGAUGGAGCCCAACACUACAUCAUUGUGUACGGUUACAACAGUCCACACAUCAUCACACAGCUGGCUGAGCUCAGUGUCACAGUCGACUCAAUCCUACGAAUUUCCUCUCAGGACUAUUCAAGUUUUGAGGACAAAGAUAAUGUUCCAUCAAUAGAAAAGGAUGAAAAGACUCAAGGAAAAAUGGAAGAUAUUACUCCUCGUAGUGAUGAUACUUUAAUGCUGGAGGAGGUGGAGCGAGCUACCAAAUUGAAGAUAAAGAAGGACCUCCAAGAGUUCUGGAAGGAUGUUCUCCUGGUAUUACAGAAACAACCUGAUGGUUCUCGACUCCAUGACAUUGCUCGACAGGAGUAUGAGGUGAAGAAUCUUCUCAUACCAGAAGAUCUUGAAGAUGCUGAACAAAAGAAUGCGUUUGGCCUUGCUAUGUUUGAGGAUGUAGCCUGCAUGAUCUACGAUCUGAUUGAUUCUCGUCGUCAGUACAAGAACUACCUAGAGAAUCUCAGAUUACUCCAUGUGCCAUUGUUUGGUCAGCCAGCAGCUCCUGUGCAAGAGGAACGCCCUGCCAUGUCUAGUGCCCCCACCCCAUCUGCUCAACAACCCCCUGCCCCAAGUGUGCCCUCUAUCCACCCGGACAUGCUAGAGAUUGCCCCCCAAGUGGACAUGCGGUUCUACAAUGACCUGAUGAACUGUGUGCCACAGGAGAGUGUUAGCGUGUCACUCAUCAUGCACUCCAUGCUAGAACAGGUUGUUGCAACAGAAGAGAAUAUUGAUCCUCCCAGUGAACAGCUCCCUCCAAAAAGACAGGACGGCCUCAACUCUGAGCUGGCUGCUCACAUCAGUGGUCUGGCCUUCAAACUUGCCCUCUCAGAGGAUGAACAGAAGAUCAUGUCUGAUGUAUUUGAUUCUGAAGAGAAACCCCUAGAAACACCAGGACAGCCAUUAUUAAUGAACCACCACGACAAAAUCUCAGCCAGGACCAACCAUCUGAAAAAGAUAUUCAACUUUAACCCUGAGGAGGUGGAGAAAGAAAUGCUGAAGCGUCUGCCAUUUUCUUCGCUGACACAUGUUCCUCGGCCUGGGUCUCGCAUUGCAAGGGAGCGAGCAGCCAGACUCCAGGAGUUGAUACACUUUUGUGCAACUGGAGGAUUGUCGCAAUCAGAGAUUGACCGUGCCUUCAAGCAGUUUGUAUUUGAGAGUAUGGACCUUACAAGUACAGACCCGAAUGGUUUCAUCAUCACACGGGACAGUGAAGGGGUCGAACACUCUGCCAUCCCCUGGGAUGACCCAUACCCCUUUUUCAGGGGCAUGAUACCUACCCACCUUAAGGGGGCAAAGGACGAGGUAGACAUCAGGUCCUCAAGAUCAGGGAGUUUAAGCGGGUUAUCAGACCUCAUAGAUUACUCUCUGCCUGGUACUCCUUCACCUCCCCCUGAACCCUCCGGUGCCCUGAAGGUGGCAGCACCUGAUAACCACAUUGAACUCCAGAAGUCUCUUCGUGAACCUGAACUGCGGGCUCAGCCUGUAGACAAUCGCUCUGCAGAGAACAAGUUACGACAGUCUAGAUCUAGGAUGAAAAAGAACAAAACUACAAUGUCUCCAACAACCUCUAAGAGCGUGAGGACAGAAGAGAAAUCUGUGUCAAUUGAGGAUCAGAGGGAAGGCUCUCGACCUUCUAGUACAGACAGCAAGAAAGGCAUACUCCGACCACCCUCAAGGUCAAGGUCAAGUUCUGGUGGACGCAGGUCAAGGAGUAACUCAGUACACUUUGAGAAGGAUGAGGAAGGCAAGCCUGUACGUCAUUAUGAGGAGGAGGAUGAGCUGGAUGUUGUGGAGACGGAGCCAGACAAAAGCACAGAGGAGAGCCUCAUGGAAAUUGUUGAUGCCCAGAAACGCAAUCUUGACCAGUGGUGUUUUGCUGAGCACUAUGAACCCAACAUUCUCUUGCAGAUCAUCAAGGAAGCGUCGUUCUUGCUGCCAUUUAUGGAUAUGUACUACCACAAGAGAGAUAACUCUCUGAUGUUGGUCCUGCAUAACCCAUCCAGCCUGGAGCUUCAGAAUCACGUCGACUGGCACACAGAGCUUCACUGCAACCUGGGAUUCAGGAAUUACAUGGAGUGUGUGUCAGAGACUGUGGCUGAUUGGACCAAGGAGGAGGAGGCAAAGUACCAGGCUUUCCUUCUGUCCAAAGAGCUCGUUAAGAUGAGGGAUGAUGAGGAGGCUAGUGUCAAGUCUACAGAGAAGGCCAAAGGCCGCAAGUCACCUCGCAAAUCUCCAAAUCGUUCCAAGAGUCCCGGUAAGAACUCUCGUUCCAGUAGCCAAGAACGUCCCUCGUCAGCUGCAAGUAACAUGUUUGUAAGAGCCAACUCUCUCAAGGCCUGGAAGGAGGAGCAAGAUAGAGUGAAAGCUGAAGAGGAUGAAAAGGAAAGAGAAAAGAGUGCAAAACGUGUUAAAUCAGGCAAAAAGGCUGACAAGGAAAAGGAGGACAAGAAAGGACCAGGAUCCAGGGCUAGUGCCAAGUCUAAGACCUCUGCCAAGGAGCCAGAUGACCAGCCUAAAGAGGAUGGUGAAGCACCACCUGUAGAGGAGAAAUACUGGCCAUUUACCGGGUAUGAUGUGGGGAACAAGCUGAUUCAUGUGGCCGGGAUGACCACCACCCUGUUCCCUUCAGACGGUGGUCAGAUCAGGACUGAGAAGCUGGAGUUUGCACAGGGCACCAACUCAAUAAAGACAUCUGUGUUAAAAGAUGGCCAUGUGUUCUGUGUGCACGUCAUUGAUCCAAAGGAGGGAGGGGAGGACAGCGAAGGAGAGGAGGAGGACAGUAAAGAGGAGGUGGAAAAGUCUGAACAUGAGAAAUCAGAAAAGGACCAGGGAGAUAAGAUGACCAGAGAGGGGGAUGCUGGAAGUACUGGAAGGAGUAACUCAGCCAGGUCUGAUGAGAAGAAAACAAAGUCAGUCAGUGCUUUUGGCAGUGUCACUGCUCACCUGCAGGAUGGAAUGUCACUAUCACUGAGUCAGUUUGGUCCUAAAGGGAUUUCAGAGGAUGGUAAGAAGUAUGAGCCGAAGGUCUAUGUGCCUCCUCCCACCACUCCAAGUCCUUUGCCCCCACCAUCACCCACAAAGAGUAAGAAGGGUGACAAGGGUAAAGGGGCCCCUACUCCCGAGGCACCACCUCCCAUCACUCCCCAGGAAACAGAGAAGGAGGAGGACCAGGAGGAGAAGAGGGAUGAGGAGAAGCCUGUUCUCCAGCCAUUCCAGCAGCUGUAUGUGAGCUCACCCGACGGCCUCAGUGUUAAGUACCUUCUGGAGAGCUCCAUCGGUAUGAAGCCAUUGUCCGAGGAUGACCGCCGUCUGCUCAUUAAGCAAAGUUAUCCAUUUAAAACACGGGGUGAGCAGCCAUGCGAGUCCAAGCGGAGAAAGUUUGCCCUGUCGGAGCAGUCCCGUAUCAUCACAUCAGAAGGCACCGUGGUCAAAAACAUGAUGGAUGGGUCAGUCGAGGUACUGUAUGCAGAUGGUACCGUUAGUGUCCACACUGGUCCUUGGGCUUGUAAGAGAAGUGGGAGUAGUUCCCCACAGAGAGCUGGAAGUGCCCGCAGUCAGACAGGAGAAAGGGCAGAAACACCCACCAAGAAGACAGCAGCCAGUGCUAAGGGAAAGACCAAGUCCCAGGAGAAAAUAGCAGAGCAGGCUCCAGAGGAGGAGGCACCAGAGAAAAAGGGCAUGUGGGUCACAACCUACCCUAAUGGGGAGAAAGUGGCCUGUAAAGGUGACAACGAAAUGGAGGAACUCAAGUCAGUCAUGAUCAGUUUGGCCUCAGAUCCCCAGACAAGUCAGUCCAUGGCAACAAGAGAUGACCAUGUAAUCACCAUUAGUUACCCAGAUGGCACUACAAUCAUAGAGCAUGCUGACGGUACAAGGAUCACCACAUACUACAAGGAAAACCAGAUAGCUACUGGCGAAGAGGACUUUGAGGACAAUGAAAUGAAAGAAUUUGAAACCCAGACAGUGAAGUUUGUGAAGGUAGAAUGUCCUGCUUAUGCUACAGUAGAAUUUAAUUGUUUGACAAGUGAGAACUUGACCAUAUUUGGUAAUGGCACAACUAUCAACGUAUUCCCAGACGGAUACUACAUGUUACACCAGCACGAUGGUGGACGUGUGGAGGUGGACAUGGAGGGCACCCUCACCUACUACCCUCGGCCAAUCAGGAACAUGGAACAGCUACUCCCGGAGAGGGAGCUUCAGUACAUUCUCUGUCAUAAUGCUGAUGUUGUUGUGGAAACUGUCGACUCAGAUGGAAAUGUAUUUAAUGUAAAGAGUAAUGGAGACUUUACCGUGAUUCCAGUUAAUGGAGAUGCACUUUCUGAAUCUAGUAUGGAUGAAGGCAAAACUGAUAAAAAAUUGACAACUUUCAGGGAACAUGCUCCCCGAUUCUUUAUUCUUCACUCAGAUGGAAGUGGUACAGAAUUGUUACGUUACCAAGAUGUUGCAGAAUAUCUCAGCACAGCAGAGCACAGUCCUGCAACAGCAGUGCUUAAGGAUGACCUACCAGACUAUCCUGGUGUGCUUGGAAUCACCAUUCUCAAACCAUACCUGGGAGGCCCAUCAGAAAGAUUCUUUAAGAAGUAUGACCAAGAGUCCAUCAUUCCUCCAGGCAUACGCUGUAGAGACCUGACAACCCUUCCUCCUAAGGAAUUCAAGACCCCUGGACCAGGCUAUGGUAAAAACCUAGGACAGGGACUGUCAGUGGGAGCAGCAGUAAGGCAGCCAAUCAGAAUCCCAAUACUAAAAUGUCCAAAUGUUUUAGAACUGCGACAGCUGAUACAGUAUAAACCUGUGUCAGGGUCUCUCAGAGAAAGCCUGAAGGCGGGUGUUAAAGAGUAUGCCGAGUUUGUGAUUGAGAGAAAUAAGGUGACUGACAUGAUGCAGGUAGUUGAUCCAAGGACAGAUGAGGAAAGGAUCCAUGCUGCAGAUCUUACAGAGAUCGGACUCCAGACAGCUCGACGGGAACUUCCACAGUAUGAGCCAGCCAACAUCAAAGGAAUAUAUGAGAAAGUGACAGCUCCCCCUGUACCAAGUCCGCCCCCGACCCCCCAGCCCAAACGCACCAUGGCUGACUGGGAGAGGGACCAGCGUGAGAUGAACCAGGAACUGGAUGGCAGGGAUUCACUCAGGAAGAAAAGGAUCCCUACCUACUUUGACAGCGAAUUUGGGAAGGCCUUUCUCCUCACCCAGGCCAAGGAUGUAGACGAGAUUCUACAACAGCUGACUGAGGACCCGAGGAAGGACGGUACUGAAGCUGUCCGUGGUAAUUCGUCCAGCCAGAGUAACAACCCCCAGCAAAUCUCCCCAGACACUAGUGCUUACCCCGCACGAUCUGUAGCAGCAGUGACCUCUGUCCAGAGUGAUCGGUCAAGCACAUCACCUGUGGACACUCUCCAUCCAAAACAAGUGUCAGAUACGCCUAUUUCAUAUGCAGUGUAUGCAGAGACUGUCCCAUCUCGUGGAGGUAUCCGCCCAGGAAACCCCACCCCAGCUCAUGCUACUGGUCAAGGCUCCCCUGCCCCUCUUCGUCCAGAUAACCCCACCCCUGGGCACGCUGUCAAAACCAGCACUGGAAGACCAUAUAACCCCACUCCUAAACAUGCCGGAGGUCAGAUAGAUUCACCCUCUGACCUGCCUUCACAGCUAGACUACCCAGCCAUUAUUAUGGAACAGCCACUGGAGGAGGAAGAUUAUUCUACUGGAGAGGUUCCAGAGGGCGAGAGUGAGUUAAUCCUGACACGAAGCCUUAAGAUGGACGUGACAGGCCGCCCCAGAAAGGAGGCUGUGGUGCUCCCUAGGGGUAUCAAGGGCGGACGUCCAGGGGCUAUCCCCAACACAAAGUACAAGAACGUAGAGGUGAGUGUUCGUCGGAAAGUCAACACAUCUGUGACUGCUGGAGCCUCCGUGCAAUCACAGGUCCAGCUGGAGAAGAUGAGGGGACUGAUCCUACUACCAGAGGAGAUAGACUUUGGAGUCCUGAGAGAGGGCAACACCUACGUCUGUACUGUCUGUCUUAAAAACACAGGUGUGGAUUCCUGUCGCUUCAAAAUCAGACAGCCCCCUCCCGCCACUGGCCUUAGGAUGAACUACAAACUAGGACCGAUUGCUGCUGGGAUGAAGACAGACCUGGAGUGUGAACUGUACGCUAUUGCUGUCGGAGUCGAGGGAGAUUCUGGGGUUGGGUCAAUCAGACACGACCUUGAGAUUGUCACAGAAACCGACAUAUUAUUCCUUCCCAUCACAGCAACUGUUCUGACUGCUGAUGCCUACGACAGUAGGAGCCCCAACAGUCCCCAAGGAGGGAAAUCCCCAGGCACACGUCUGGUGUCCACCCGCCCCCCACAGAGUACAGGCAUCAUCAGGCCAAGGAAAACCCCCUUUCCAGGUCCACCCCAGCCUGAGUCCACAUAUGUGAGAUAAAAAGUGAUAAGGGAUAUGGAGAACUAUAUUUGAUUUACACUCUUUCAGACUGUGCGGGACCAAAUCUCUCCAUUUGUUUCGUCAGGAUUCCACCCAAUCAUUGUAUAUAAUCUGUGAUAUGUCUCCUGUUGUAUGGACACCUGAUACAAAACAACUGUCAAACUUCAUAGCUGUGAUUUGUUGUUAGGUUACAAUAUUUGUAAAAAUUAUGUUUCACUGUGAUAUCUCCUCAUUACAAUUUUAAUCUCUACCUUUUUUAAUAUUUUUUUUUUUUCAAAUUAAAGGACCUAGAGUACAUAUUGCAAAUAAAGAACAAAACAUGAAAUACAUCCAUAAGAUAAAUGAAUAGUUAGCAUUCCUGCCAAAGAUAUGAUAAUUCUGUUGAUGUCAGGUCUAUGUUGGGAUUUAAAAUUGACACCACAUGUAUGUGUACAUAUGAGCUGCCACCUUGUGAAUUUGUUAGUUGGUGAACAUGUACAGAAUGCUGUGAUAAUAAUAACUACCCUGGAAAACUACCUUAUAUUUGUAUAUUUUGUAUAAAUGAUAUUUAUGUAACUUUUGUGAGAUGAAUAAAUACAUGUACAUCAUA